AGCUUCGCAGCCUCUGCCCCAUUUGCUUGGAGAGCAAAAAAACUCUUUGUUUGACGAAGGGGAAAUCCGCCUCCAAAACUCUCUCUCUCUUUCUCUCUUUCUCUUCCCCUGUAAAAUUUUCUCGGCAACCAAACAGGACCGAGGAAGUCAACGCCACCGUUUUGCAGUUUUGACCGUGUCAGAUGGUGAAAAGAGAUUCUGAGGCACAGUUCUUUGUGGUGGCUGCACUUGAUUUUGAGCGUCUGGUUAAAAUGAAUGUCAAAAUGGGGACGCGGAAUAGUGUAAUCGCUCAUCGCAUUGUGAAAGGAUAGCGAUGUAGUCUGGUGGUGGCCUUUUUGUGUUUUCUUUUGCGAGAAUGUUUGACAAUUAAAGGGUAACAAGUUUUCUGGCUUGAGAAGGAUUUCUUGUUCUAGAGAAACUGACAGAAAAAAUGGAAGGUCCAAAUUUUUAAGUGUCAUAUCGUUCAUUCACUUAUGUGAGUGAAAGAUGGAAAAGGUUGAUUUUGCGCUGCAGGGGACAAAGCCGUUUUUUGUACGAACAUAGAAGUUCCCAAUUUCUUGUACUUUGAAGGGAUUAAGAGAAAUACAGGUUUGCGGAGAAUGGUAAUUGGUUAAUGGAAUUCAUUUUGUGUUGCCAUGGCUUGGUUAUGAGCCAGGGGAAUGAAUGGUAGUUACCGAGUUGGUGACCCUGUUGACAUAUCGUGACUUUACAGACCACUAAACUCACUACGUCAACUGGGAUCACCUUGUCUUUGAUGAUCUAUCAGAUAAUGAUAAGGGCCAAGCACAUCAGUAAUCUUUCCAGCACUGCAAGAUCCUUUUUUCUCAAUGGAUCAAGAUGUAAUGCAUCUGAUGGAAAUUCUUGUACAUGCACUGAGGAUGAAACUUGUGUCUCAAGAAGGCAGCAUAUUAGGAAUGAAGUUGUACAGACUGACAAAAGGGCAUCAAGUUUUGUCCGCCAGUCAUCAGCUGGAGUAGCAGGAAGUAUAUUACUGAAAGAGCCGGGUAAACCUGUGGGUCUGAAGAAUGUUGAGCGUUUUGACCGGCCAUCUCUUCUGCCACAACUUGUUUCAUCUCCUGCUUCACUGGGACGAUCGGAUUCUCUAAAUUAUACUGGCACGGUUGUUGAGGAUACUGAAGAAUCAGCUCCGAUCGGUGAUCAGCUUUAUAGGGCUGGUAUUGUUGCAGUUAGUUUCUUAUCAGAUUUAGUGAACUACAAGACACAAUUAUCCAAUGGAAUUGAUAUGUUUGGCUUGCCCGCAAAAAGUAUGGUCGAUCCUACUCGGCCUAUUUCAAGUGUCAAGCCAUCAAAUGUGAAAUCCAUCCGAAGAGAGCACUUUGCGAAAGUCUACCCUAAAUCAUCUGCCAAAGAGUCAUCAGGAAAGAAUCCUACAAGCAACUAUCAAGGUGCUAAGGAAGCAGAAAAGGUGGGAUUUUUUAAAGGCUUUAAACAAGUUUCACAUGGUGCUGCAGGGAAGUCAUUUGAUGCUCAGGCUUUGUCAAGUUCAGUCCCUGGCAAGAGGAAAAGUAUGCCACAAAAACCCAAUGUUGAUUCCAAUAGGUUUGUGCCAGGUCGUUAUGACUGUAACAUGCAUUCUUCAGACGAAAGGAUGAUGAAAUCCGGUGUUGAAGGUUUAGGUAAACCCUCAAGGGAAAUGAUGAAAAUGCCACCAGGGGCUGCUCCGACACCUCGGCACCAUUGUAACACCGGAUAUGUUGUGGAAAAUGUUUCUAGUAUAUUAAGAAGAUUCAGGUGGGGCUCAGCUGCGGAAGAGGCUCUUCAAAAUCUCGGUUUGAGGAUGGAUGCAUACCAAGCCAACCAAGUUCUUAAACAGAUGGAUGACUAUACAGCUGCGCUUGGUUUCUUCCAUUGGUUGAAAAGGCAACCAGGUUUCAAGCACGACGGGCACACUUACACUACCAUGGUUGGUAUCCUUGGUCGUGCAAAGCAGUUUGGUGCAAUAAACAAGCUUAUGGAUCAGAUGGUUAGGGAGGGAUGCCAGCCAAAUACUGUGACAUACAAUCGACUUAUCCACAGCUAUGGCCGUGCGAAUUAUCUGAAUGAUGCUAUGAACGUGUUCCAUCAAAUGCAAGAGGCUAGAUGUGAACCUGACCGUGUAACUUACUGUACCCUUAUAGAUAUUCAUGCUAAAGCUGGAUAUCUUGACAUUGCCAUGGACAUGUACCAGAGAAUGCAAGCAGCUGGUCUUUCUCCCGAUACUUUCACUUAUAGUGUUAUAAUCAACUGUCUUGGAAAAGCUGGUCAUUUACCUGCAGCUCAUAGGCUCUUUUGUGAAAUGGUUGGUCAGGGUUGUACGCCCAACUUGGUCACAUACAACAUCAUGAUAGCCUUACAUGCAAAGGCACGGAACUACCAGAGUGCGUUGAAGCUCUAUCGAGACAUGCAAAAUGCGGGGUUUGAACCUGACAAAGUGACAUACAGUAUAGUAAUGGAGGUGCUUGGACACUGUGGAUAUCUUGAGGAAGCAGAGGCUGUUUUCACCGAGAUGACACGCAAAAACUGGAUCCCUGAUGAACCGGUUUAUGGUCUUUUGGUGGAUUUGUGGGGAAAAGCCGGUAACGUGGAAAAGGCUUGGCAGUGGUAUCAGGCCAUGCUUCAUGCUGGUCUACGACCUAAUGUCCCGACAUGCAAUUCCCUUCUUAGCACCUUCCUUAGGGUUCAUUGGCUGGCUGAAGCCUAUAACUUACUACAAAACAUGUUGUCACUCGGUCUACAGCCUUCUUUGCAGACCUACACAUUACUCUUGAGUAGUUGCACCGAUGCUCGGUCCAACCUUGACAUGGGCUUCUGUUGCCAGCUAAUGGCAGUCACAGGUCAUCCAGCACACAUGUUUCUCCUUAAAAUGCCGCCUGCUGGACCUGACGGCCAAAACGUGCGGGACCAUGUCAGUAACUUCCUCGACCUCAUGCACAGCGAGGACAGAGAGAGCAAACGAGGGCUUAUGGAUGCUGUGGUGGACUUCCUCCACAAGUCAGGGCUAAAAGAAGAGGCGGGUUCUGUCUGGGAAGUCGCUGCAAUGAAGAAUGUGUACCCUGAUGCCGUUAAGGAGAAAAGCUCCAGCUACUGGCUUAUCAAUCUCCACGUGAUGUCGGAAGGAACUGCUAUCACAGCUCUCUCAAGGACACUAGCCUGGUUCCGCAAGAAAAUGCUGGUCUCAGGAGCUGCUGGUCCUUCCCGGAUUGACAUCGUUACAGGUUGGGGCAGGCGAAGUAGAGUCACGGGCACGUCACUGGUGAGACAGGCGGUGGAAGAUCUGCUCAAUAUCUUCGGUUUUCCAUUCUUCACGGAGAACGGGAACUCGGGUUGCUUUGUUGGCUGUGGAGAGCCUCUGAACAGGUGGUUACUACAGUCUUAUGUGGAGAGGAUGCAUUUGCUGUAAUUAGAUUUAGUCUGUGGCGUAUGAAUUUGGCCUUUUGGAUUUUGUGGUUUGGCCAAAUGCAUUUUGGGAAAUGGUUUUUGUUUACCGAGUUCCUAAGUUAACGGUAAGGGACUAGUUGCCGGCGACCGGUAUUUUCUCUCUACUUGCAAGAUCUUGGACUUGUGAGUGUAUCACCAGCUGCCAAGUAGUGCUAAAUGUUUUUAGGUAUUUAUUGAAUUCUAUGUUUUUUAUUCAUGCCAGUUAAAUCUUUUAUUUGUCUUUUCUGUUUGACAAGUUCAACAAAGAGACAUGUACCUAAAUGACCAUUUGCUGUUUCUUUGUCUA
Messenger RNA from Tarenaya hassleriana, 3724 nucleotides. RefSeq names its product pentatricopeptide repeat-containing protein At1g74750. The record is from RefSeq and is a predicted model, not a curated record. The coding region runs from base 755 to 3400 and encodes 881 amino acids. NCBI's taxonomy places the organism in Eukaryota, Viridiplantae, Streptophyta, Magnoliopsida, Brassicales, Cleomaceae. Gene Ontology annotation, molecular function: protein binding. The transcript is spliced from 3 exons.